AUGGAUCAAAUACAAACCCACCCGUCCAACGCCGCCCAGGCAAAGACCUUCAUCGCUCCCGGCUCCCUUUCAUUCCCAGGUGGCGCUGGCGAACUGACUCCUCCAUCGUCCGAGGCUGAUAAGCAAAAUGGUCAGAGGAACGGGCAGAUGAAUGGAGGUCAACAGCAGGGUGCUCAAGGCCAGAACGGCAAUGGGGUGACUCCCGCGACACCUGCUGCAACACCUGGUGCUACGCAGGGCGUGAGUGGUAUUGUUCCGACCUUGCAAAACAUCGUUGCCACGGUCAAUCUCGAUUGCCGCUUGGAUCUCAAGACGAUCGCCCUGCAUGCGAGGAACGCUGAAUAUAACCCAAAGCGUUUUGCGGCUGUCAUCAUGCGUAUUCGUGAACCUAAGACGACUGCUUUAAUCUUCGCCUCAGGCAAGAUGGUCGUGACCGGCGCAAAGUCAGAGGACGAUUCGAAGCUUGCAUCACGAAAGUAUGCUCGCAUCAUUCAAAAGCUCGGCUUCAACGCAAAGUUCACGGACUUCAAGAUCCAGAACAUCGUCGGCUCCUGUGACAUCAAGUUCCCUAUCCGUUUGGAGGGUCUUGCAUCACGCCAUCACAAUUUCAGCUCUUACGAGCCUGAGUUGUUCCCUGGUCUCAUCUACCGUAUGAUCAAGCCUAAGAUUGUGCUCCUGAUCUUCGUUAGCGGUAAGAUUGUCUUGACUGGCGCAAAGGUUAGAGAGGAGAUUUACCAGGCCUUUGAAAUGAUCUACCCGGUGCUCCAAGACUUCAAGAAAGUCUGA
This is a messenger RNA of Hyaloscypha bicolor E, 786 nucleotides long. RefSeq names its product TATA binding protein. The transcript has 4 exons. Bases 1 to 786 code for a protein of 261 amino acids. The record is from RefSeq and is a predicted model, not a curated record. Gene Ontology annotation, biological process: DNA-templated transcription initiation. NCBI's taxonomy places the organism in Eukaryota, Fungi, Ascomycota, Leotiomycetes, Helotiales, Hyaloscyphaceae. Gene Ontology annotation, molecular function: DNA binding; RNA polymerase II general transcription initiation factor activity.